AUGUCCCCUUCUUGUGUGAUUGGGCUUCCCAAAAUAUACGCUAGCCAGGGUCAGAAAUGCGUUCCUCCUACCAAUGAGUUCCUUGUUGGGACCUGGCACGUCACCCACUCAAGCCUUCCGCUGUGGAAGGGCAAGCGGAAUGUCAAUAUUACCUACAAAACACUUUCCGCAGACCCUUCAGGGUUGAUAAAGAUCGAUGAUCUCGUUCAAUAUCAAACCAUUGAUUCGGACAAGAUCAGAUCUGUUCAUGGCGUGGAUACUCCAAGUCCAGGAAACCAAGGGGCUUGGGAUUGGCGCGGCAAAGGUUGGCUGAUGAUCGCCAGCUCACACUGGGAAUGCCUUGGGUUUGGCCAUACAGACGAUGGUAACCAGUGGAUUGUCACAUACUUUGCCAAAACCCUCUUCACGCCCGCUGGAAUCGACAUCUAUUCUCGAAAUAAAAACGGGCUUCAACAAGACAUUAUCAAUGAGAUUCUCAAUGGCCUCAGGGACCUGGGGGCACAAGAAAUUGCAGAUCUUGCGAACGCAAUUUUCCAAAUUCCUCAGAAUUAG
Molecule: messenger RNA, 552 nt
Organism: Penicillium macrosclerotiorum
Lineage: Eukaryota; Fungi; Ascomycota; Eurotiomycetes; Eurotiales; Aspergillaceae
Exons: 1
Coding region: 1-552 (183 amino acids)
Source: RefSeq, a predicted model, not a curated record